Messenger RNA from Marmota flaviventris (yellow-bellied marmot), 2157 nucleotides. RefSeq names its product aspartic peptidase retroviral like 1 (gene Asprv1). Gene Ontology annotation, molecular function: aspartic-type endopeptidase activity. The record is from RefSeq and is a predicted model, not a curated record. Lineage: Eukaryota; Metazoa; Chordata; Mammalia; Rodentia; Sciuridae. Gene Ontology annotation, cellular component: membrane. Gene Ontology annotation, biological process: proteolysis.
GAAUUUGUAAUCCUACUGCCUUAGCCUCCGAAGCCACUGGGAUAAAUAGCAUGAGCCAUUGCACCUGGUGAUUUCUGUGGAUUCUUGAUUCUGGGACCCUCCUCUGUCUUCCUCUCCAGGGAAACUUCUGGAAUCCCAUACUUGGUUUAGAAUGUGUGUGAAACACCUAUUCAGUUCCUGUACAUAGUGGGAGCUCAAUAAACAUAAGCUCCUUCUCUUUGGCCACUCAAAGUGGUCACUUGGCCCAAAUGGGGCUUUCCCAAACUAAAAACUGCUAAGAAUCUGGUCCCUGUCUUCUCCUUCCUUCUCUGAGUAAGGACAAACACCGGAAUGUCAUAACAUCCUCUGUGUCCUCAUCUGUGUUAUUCUGGGACACAGGCUGGGAAGGGUACCUGGGUAGCCCCCUCCCCCCACUGAGACUGAAGUUUCUUGUAAUGUGGGCUGGCCUGUGUCAGCCCGGUGGAUGGAUGCAGAAGGGUGAGGCACCCAUCCUGCUAGUCAGGCAGGAUGCUGGCAAGAGGGCAGCCGGCCAAAGGGGGUGGAGCUUCCAGAACAAAGGAGAAUGGGGAGCCCUGGGGGCCCAGGAUAGGCAUCAAAAAGGCUCUGCAGAGUGAGCAGGCCACAUAGUGCUUGCCUCUGCAUCCAGCAGCCAGCCGACAACCCUUACCUGCUCCUUCUCUUGCCCAGGCUGGGCAAGUAAACAACACUCUGCUUAGAGAAGCCCAGCUCUCCAGCGUGAUUGCGCCCACACUGCUCUGUGGCUUUCUCUACUUGGUGUGGGUUGCUGCUGAAGUUCCAAAGGCCAGCAGAGGGAUGGCUGCCAGCGGAGCCAGGAGACGGGAAGGCCCCCGGGAGCAUGCCUUCAUCCCAGAGCCUUUUGAUGGGGCCAGUGUAGCCCCCAGCCUCUGGCUGAACCGCUUCGAGGUCAUCAACGACCUCAACCAUUGGGACCACACCACCAAGCUCAGGUUCCUGAAAGAGUCGCUCAGGGGAGACGCCUUGGAGGUCUACAACGGACUCAGUCUCCAGGACCAGGGAGACUACGGGAUGGUGAGGGAGACCCUUCUGAAGGCCUUCGGGGGCCCCGGUGCCACUCUCAGCCACCAGCCCAAAGAGAUCCUGUUUGCCUACAGCAUGGGCAAGGGCUACUACCUCAAGGGGAUGAUUGGCCCAGUGUCGGUGAGGUUCCUGGUGGACUCGGGGGCCCAGGUCUCUGUGGUCCACCCGAAGUUGUGGGAGGAGGUCACCGACGGCGAUCUGGAUACCCUGCGGCCCUUCGAGAACGUGGUAAAAGUGGCCAACGGGGCCGAAAUGAAGAUCCUGGGUGUGUGGGACACAGUGAUUCGCCUGGGCAAGCUGAAGCUGAAGGCUCAGUUCCUGGUGGCCAACGCGAGCGCCGAGGAAGCCAUCAUCGGCACCGACGUGCUGCAGGACCACAACGCCGUGCUGGACUUCGAGCACCGCACCUGCACGCUCAAGGGAAAGAAGUUCCGCCUCCUGCCGGUCGGCGGGAACCUGGAGGAUGAGUUCGACCUGGAGCUCAUCGAGGAGGAGGAGGAGCCCUCCGUGGAGGGGAGGCGGCAGCAGCACUCCCAUUAAGAAGCCCCCUUUUCCUUGCCCCCCCAAGAUAGGUAGGGAGACCCACCAUUGUGCGGGGGGCACAUGUCCUCUGGGGGAAUCUAACGCUGGCUCUCCACUCCCCUCCCUCUGCAGGGGCCUUUCUCUGCCCCUGGUGGGGGAGGCUUCAUGGAAACAGCAGGGGGAAGGAGAGCAGGGCGGCAUGCUCAGAGAGAGGGUCCCCACGGUCCUCAAGCUAUUGUUGGUGGCAAAGACUGGAAGGCUAGAAGCAGCUUCCCAGGAGGUGGAAAUGUCUGUCUUGGAGAGAGGACUGGGGGAACCCCUUCACAUCCCUAAGAGGUGGUUCUGUCACCUCCGAGUUCUUGAAGCCUGCUCAGCUGGGGCUGGGUCCUUGUCUGCAGGACCCUUAGGAGCCAGGUCCAGCUCUCAGGCUGGGGUUGACAGUUGCCCUGAGAGCCUCCCUGGGGAGCCUUCCCACAUGCUCAACGGUAUGUUUCCUUCUGUCAUUUGCUUUGAAACCCCUGAUCCUUGCGCCAAUAAUUCAAUUACUUCAAAACCAAUAAAGACCAGUUGAUGGAA